Gryllus bimaculatus (two-spotted cricket) is the source of this 835-nucleotide messenger RNA. The record is from the annotation of a GenBank genome assembly. Lineage: Eukaryota; Metazoa; Arthropoda; Insecta; Orthoptera; Gryllidae.
CAAAAUGAAGACCUUCGCCAUUGUUGCCCUGCUCUUCGUCGCCGCUCAGGCUUCGACCAUUCGUCACAGCGAUGUGACUGGAGUGCACCUCACUGUCGACGAAAUCCAGGGUGCCCCCAAAUACCCUGAUGCUCGCAUCAUCAACGGCAUCCAGGCCUCCCGUGGCCAGUUCCCGUACCAGGCUGCUCUGUACCUGAACGGCCGCUCCUUCUGCGGAGGUUCCCUCAUCUCCACUCGCUGGGUGCUCACCGCCGCCCACUGCGCCUCCGGAAUCAACAGCUUCACUGUGUACCUCGGCGCCCAGAACCUGAACGCUGCCAACGAAGAUGGCCGCGUCAUCAUCGAGACCACCUCCAAGAUCGUCCACCCCAACUACAGCUCCCUCCUCAUCUCCAACGACGUUGCUCUGGUCAACCUCAACCAGGAUGUCCCCCUGAGCAACUACAUCCAGACCAUCUCCCUGGCUACUGGAUCCAACCUGUUCGAAGGCUCUGCCUCCCGUGUGAGCGGUUGGGGAAAGACCUCUGAUGCCAGCAACUCCGUGAGCCCCCAGCUGAACUACGUUGACCUGACCAUCAUCGCCAACAAUGUGUGCGCUCAGACCUACGGCACCCUCAUCGUGCGCUCCUCCACCAUCUGCGCCAGCGGCACCGAGGGUCGCAGCACCUGCAACGGCGACAGCGGCGGCCCCCUGAUCGACCAGGCCAGCGGCAAGCAGAUCGGCAUCGUGAGCUUCGGCUCCUCCGCUGGUUGCGCCAGCGGCGCCCCCAGCGCCUACGCCCGCGUCACCUCCUUCGCCGACUGGAUCUCCUCCAACUCUGGCAUCCCCCUCUGA